This is a messenger RNA of Amphiprion ocellaris (clown anemonefish), 6947 nucleotides long. It is a transcript of the gene eif4g1a, whose product is annotated as eukaryotic translation initiation factor 4 gamma, 1a. Gene Ontology annotation, molecular function: mRNA binding; protein binding; translation initiation factor activity. The coding region runs from base 492 to 5696 and encodes 1734 amino acids. The transcript is spliced from 33 exons. Gene Ontology annotation, cellular component: eukaryotic translation initiation factor 4F complex. The record is from RefSeq and is a predicted model, not a curated record. NCBI's taxonomy places the organism in Eukaryota, Metazoa, Chordata, Actinopteri, Pomacentridae.
GCGACUUGGAGGCGCACCGGCUCCAUCCAGCAGAAACGCCGCACUAUGGCCUCGCUCUGAGCCUCCUCAUACGACACUUGUGUACAUACCUAACCGGCAAUCCGUCACCAUCGACGCCUUGAUCAUGGACCUCCGGUCCAGAGGCUUUUUUCGGGGCCAUCGGAGUUGUCAAUAGUACUCCCGAAGUACUAUAUUAUUUGAUUUUGAGCACUGUCACUUUUGCACGCCCUGGGAUUUAAACCGAAGUGACAGUUGUAGCACUCACCCCAUCUGCCGGUUAGCUAGCUAGCUCGCUAAGUCAACAGCCAAGAAGGGCAUCACUUUUCUGUUGGAGUAAAGGACAAGGAAACUACAACACCACUACUUUCACUAACAGAAGACUGAUCAGAGGCCGACUCCCCGAGUUCCUAUCUUGCAACACAGUCAAAACUGAUUCCUGAAAGGCUGGCAACACACCGCCACCCUAAUGCAGAACCAUAAAAGAACGUGAAAUGAACAAACCACCACAGCCUAUAACGGGACCUACCUCUGUCCCAAACCCUGCCCCUUCCCCUGGAUUGACACAGGCUGCUUACGGCCCUGGACAACCUCCUUCUCUUGUUUUUGCCACCCCUCCACCUCCACAAAUGAACUCUGCACCACAGCCAAGACAGUUUGCUGCAGGGCCCCGUACUUUACACCAACAGGGUGGAUACAGAGCAUUGCAGAGUUACUAUCAGAACCGACCCGCCAUGGCCACCAGUGCUCCAAGGGUGCAGACGAGUAGUGGCCCUCGACCUGUUGGACCUGCUCACGUCUACCCACCCAGCUCCCAGAUGAUGAUGAUUUCCCAGCAGCAGCUGCCUUUCGCUGGCUCUCCUCAGGGAUACUUCAUCCCCCCUGGACAGUACCGACCCCCGUACAUGCCUCCUACCCAGCAGUAUCCUGUGACCGGCAGUACAGCAGGCUUCUACCCAGGAACUAGCCCUGCUGAAUAUCCUGGUUAUGAGCCCUCUCUUGCUGCGAGGGAGAGGCGGGGUGGUGGAGGGAGAGGGGGCGGGCGAGAGAACGGCCGUCUCUCUCUCCACGGUGCUCCUCUCACCUCCCAGCGCUACCCCGCAGGAGCAUACUAUCCAGCGCAGCCACAGUAUUCUCCAUCAGUCCAGCCUGCACCAGUCAUGAUGAACCCCACCCAGCAACAGCAACAAGCCCCGCCUCCUCAGCAGCCACCGGCACAGUCACAAGGCCCACCAAAGAGGGAACGCAAACCGAUAAGAAUACGAGAUCCCAACCAGGGUGGGCGUGAUAUCACAGAGGAGAUCAUGUCAGGGGGAAGGUCAACUACGACACCAACUCCCCCACAGGCCUCCACAACAGAUGGAAGUCCUGUACAAACCAAUGGGGAAGUUGUACAGCCUGUCACUGGAGUGACAAGAAGAGAUGAAAACGCAGAGCUCCCUGGUAGUGCUGAAACGCCUCCACCUCCUGCUACAGCAAACACAGAGCCUGUGCUGGAGGCCAAACAGGAAACGGACAGCCAAAUAGCACUGCCUACUGAGCUCGCUGCACAAUCUGUAGCUGCUGCAGCUGCUACUGAGGUGCCAUCCCCAUUGAUAAAGGACCAGCAGCCUCCUCCUUCCCUCCCUGCAGGAGCAGCAUCUACCACUCCACCUGCUGAGGCAGUAAAUAAAGUCACAGCGAGUGUUGGUGACACGGUAGAUGCCCCUGUUGGACCUUCAGCAUCAUUAGCAGUACAAGAAGCACCUGUGAAAAUGGAGAAACCUCAGGCUGCUUCAGAAGAGGAAGAAAUAAAAACAGAGGAAGUCAAGAAGUUGGAAAAAGAAGAGCAGGUGGCCAGCUCCAAGUUGGAGCCUGCAAUUGAGAUUUCAGCAGCAGCAGCGACAGUUACUCCUGUUAACCUGGCAAAAGAAGAAGCAACUAUAAAGACGGAGCCGGACGUUUCCCAGCCUCCUCCCUCUGCAAAGGAACCUGUUGCUGCACAGACCCAGAACGCUGACCUGAACUCUGCCCCCGAACCUGAGCCCACACCAGUUGAAACGGCAGAGCCUCUUCUCUCCAACGGCCUUCCUCAGGAGCCUGAAGAACUGUCUGAGGAUAUGGCAUUUCCAGACACUACAUCCCAUAACAAGCCCGCCGCUUCUCAAUCUCAGGAAUCCACACCUGUGGCUAAAACAGCAACACCAGCCCAGGAGGAAGAAGAGGAGGAGAAGAAAGAAGAGGAGUCGAAGAAGAAAAUUGAGGAUGCCCCUCCUGCCUCUGUUAGCUGCCCAGAGGAAUCUACUAUGCAAGCUGCUACGUCUGUGCCAAAGAAGAAGAAGAACAUGAAAGAGCUCAACAAGAAGGAGGCCAUUGGGGACCUCCUGGAUGCCUUCACAGAGGAGCAGGUCGCCAGUCCUGCUUCUGAACCCUCGACCACUCAGGCCAGCCCUCCAGCUCCAGCUGAACCUUCUGCUGAAGUGGCUGAUGAGACCUGGGAGGAGAAGGAGGACAAGCAGAAUGCCGAGCCUGACAGGCCUAAAGCCACACCUGAGCCAACAGAGCAGAAAUACCAGUACAAAGAAGAACAAUGGAAGCCGAUAAACCCAGAGGACAAGAAGCGGUACGACAGGGAGUUCCUCCUGGGCUUCCAGUUCAUCAGCGCCAGCAUGCACAAACCUGAGGGCUUGCCUAUAAUCAGUGACGUGGUCCUGGACAAGGUGAACAAGACUCCACUGCGGCCUGCUGAUCCAGCUCGGCUGAUGAGUGUUGGUCCUGAUUUUACUCCCUCGUAUCUGGGGAAUCUUGGGAGCAGAUCAGUGGGAGGACCACGAGGCCCACCCGCUGGACCUCGUCGCUCCCAGCAGGGUCAGCGGAAAGAGCCCAGGAAAAUCAUCAGCAGCAUGUCCCUCAAUGACGACGUGCAGCUCAACAAGGCUGAGAAGGCCUGGAAGCCUUCUGUGAAGAAGUCCACUCGCAGCCGUGCUGCAGAGGAGGUGGAAGACAGCGAAGAUCCAGAACAGGCAAAGACUCAAGAUUUGUUCAAGCGCCUGCGCAGCAUCCUCAACAAGCUGACCCCGCAGAAGUUUCAGGAGCUGAUGAAGCAGGUGACGGACCUGAAAAUAGACACCGAGGAGAGGCUUAAGGGAGCCAUUGACCUCAUCUUUGAGAAGGCCAUCUCAGAGCCCAACUUCUCUGUGGCCUAUGCCAACAUGUGCCGCUGCCUUAUGGGGUUGAAAGUCCCCACCUCAGACAAGCCAGGAGUUUUUGCGAACUUCCGCAAACUGCUGCUCAACCGCUGCCAGAAAGAAUUUGAGAAGGACCAAGAUGAUGAUGAGAUCUUUGAGAGAAAGCAAAAGGAGAUGGAGGCUGCCAAAGAUGAAGAGGAGCGUGAGCGCUUGAGGGUGGAGCUGGAAGAGGCCAAAGACAAGGCUCGACGUCGCUCACUGGGAAACAUCAAGUUUAUUGGUGAACUCUUCAAGCUUAAGAUGCUGACAGAAGCCAUCAUGCAUGACUGUGUAGUGAAACUACUGAAGAAUCAUGAUGAAGAGUCUCUUGAGUGUCUCUGCAGACUGCUCUCCACUAUUGGCAAAGACCUGGACUUUGAGAAAGCAAAGCCUCGUAUGGAUCAGUAUUUUAAUCAGAUGGACAAAAUCAUCAAAGAGAGAAAGACCUCAUCCAGAAUCCGCUUCAUGCUGCAAGAUGUCCUGGACCUCAGAAAGAGUAACUGGGUGCCUCGCAGAGGUGACCAAGGUCCUAAAACAAUCGACCAGAUCCACAAGGAGGCCGAGAUGGAGGAGCACAGGGAACAUAUCAAAGUCCAGCAGCAGCUCCUGUCAAAGAAAGAAGGUGGAGGAGGAGGAGGAGGCGGCAGGAUGGGAGGGAGCAUGGGAGGCCGCGGCCCUCACACACCAGGAGGAGGCCGAACCAGCCAACCUCAGGAUGAAGGGUGGAACACGGUGCCCAUCUCCAAGAACAGACCCAUCGACACUACCCGCCUUAGCAAGAUCACAAAGCCUGGUGCUCUGGACUUCAACAAUCAGCUGUUGGCUCCAGGCGGCAAAGGCAUGUGGGGUAGUUGGGGAAAAGGCAGCAGUGGAGGAAGUGGAGCGAAACCUGCGAGUGGAGAGCAGGACUCUGGGCGUCCGGCCACCAGCACUCUCAACCGCUUCUCUGCCCUGCAGCAGUCUGGUUCAUUGUUGUCAUCCACAGACUCUGAUCGAAGAGUUCCUCAGAGGUCAAGCUCCAGCCGUGAACGUGGCGGCGACAGAGACAGGAGCGACCGUGACAGGGAUCGGUUUGACAGAUUUGAUCGCAGCGAGGGACGGGAAGGCAACCAAAUCACCAAGAGAAGCUUUAGCAGAGAGUCGCAGGAGCGCGGCGGGAGGGGCGGAGACAGCCGGGCCUCAAACGAGCCGGUGCGUCGCGUCGCCAGCAUGACCGACGAUCGGGACAGAGGAAGCAGAGACAGAGGAAGCAGGGAUCGAGGAAGCAGAGACAGAGGAAGCAGGGAUCGAGGAAGCAGAGAUCGAGGAAGUCGGGACAGGGGUCCAAGCAAAGACCUCACAGUUAAGCGUGAGAGCGCCCCCACUCCUCCUCCUUCUCUUCCUAAACCUUCCAUGUCUGAAGAGGAGGUGGAGAAGAAGUCAAAUGCCAUCAUUGAGGAAUACCUCCACAUCAAUGACUUAAAGGAGGCGUUGCAAUGCGUGGCUGAGCUCAAUAGUGCCUCGCUGCUCUAUGUGUUUGUGCGGAACGGCUUGGAGUCGACACUUGAACGCAGCACCAUUGCGAGAGAGCACAUGGGCCUGUUGCUGCACCAACUUACAAAGGCAGGAACGUUGCCCACACAGCAGUACUACAAAGGGCUACAAGAGAUCCUGGAGGUGGCAGAAGACAUGGCCAUAGAUAUACCUCACAUCUGGCUCUACCUGGCUGAACUCAUUACCCCCAUGCUCCAUGAGGGAGGCAUCCCUAUGGGACAGCUCUUCAGGGAGAUCUCGAAGCCUCUUGUGCCUCUGGGGAAGGCUGGCGUGCUGCUGGCACAGAUCCUCACGUUGCUUUGCAAAGGAAUGACCCCCAAGAAAGUUGGGGCUUUGUGGACAGAGGCUGGGCUGAACUGGAAUGAUUUCCUGCCUAAGGAUGAAGACGUCAACAAGUUUGUCACUGAUCAGAAAGUGGAGUUCACCACAGGAGAGGACACGGAGGCAAAGGAAGUUGUUAAGAAGAAGGUCCUCACUUCAGAGGAGCUCAACAAACAGCUGGACCGACUCCUCCAGGACAAGGCCGACAACCAGCGCAUCAGAGACUGGGUUGAGGCUAACUUGGACGAGCAGCAGACUGCCUCCAACCAGUUUGUGCGAGCGCUGAUGACAUCGGUCUGCCAGUCUGCCAUCAUAUGUGACAACCCGUACAAGGUGGAUGCUCAGCAGAUCAGUCAGAGAGCCAGUCUGCUGCAGAGAUACUUAAGUGAUGAGCUGAAAGAGCUGCAGGCCCUUUACGCCCUCCAGGCUCUGAUGGUGCACAUGGAGCAACCAGCCAACCUGCUGCGGAUGUUCUUCGACGCCUUGUACGAUGAGGAUGUUAUUAAAGAGGAGGCCUUCUACAAAUGGGAAUCCAGCAAAGACCCUGCGGAGCAAACAGGCAAAGGUGUGGCCUUGAAGUCUGUCACCGCCUUCUUCACCUGGCUCCGUGAGGCCGAGGAGGAGUCUGACAAGGACUGAAAGACUAAACUGAAAGCUGCUGCCCCCCUUUGGCAAGGCGAGGGCUCGGCAGGCAGCCGUGGAGUCAUGGACAAUAUUGCCAGAGAGGCAGACUCAAAUCAAUCCUCAAUGAGGAUAAAUCUUUAUUACUUUUUCUUUUCUUUGAGGGAUGGACUCAGAAAACAAUCAUUUCCCUCUAACCUCCCCCUCUUGCUUCCUCAUUAUUUCCCCACCUGCUUUACACAGCAAGUGUCCUCGUGAAAUAAACUUGAAAACUGAUUCAGCAGGAUUGCUUGUUAACGAGGUGUGAAGUAUCCCACAUCACUACGAAACUGUUUUUUUCUGUCACAGUAAUGCAAACCAACGGGCUGCUUUUCCAUUGUCCUAGACAACUGUAAUGCCUAACAUCCAAUCCAAUCUGACGAAGAAACAGCAGGGGGCGUGUGGUGCAGCGGGGUCCCCUGACACGUGGGUAUCAUCAUGCCAUAACGUGUGUUCAAACACAGCUCUUAUGUCUUUGUCCUUUCCUGGAGUGUGCAGCAUGACUGAAGUGUGUUUCUAUUAAUACAGUGGACAAAACGUUCGUAGACAAAAAUGUACAUGAACUAAUCUUAAUUUGAUGGAUGGAGUUUUUAAAGCAAAGGUUGUCUAUUUUCUCUUCCUGUUUCCUACCAUGAACUUGCAGAGGACACAGGCCUGAUGUUGACCUUGACUACUAGGGGGUGGUCUUAAUGCUUCCUCUAAAGCCAUCCUCUCCCAUCCCCAGUAGCGAACCACACUGACUGACUCUUCAUCUUUACCUCUUCUGGCUGUUGUAGAGGACACUUAAUGACCCAAUCACCGUUAAAACUUGAAAUCUACAGAAAAUUGACUUGAUGAAAUAUAUAAAGUUAAAAAAAACAACAAAAACAAACGAAAAAAAACACAGAAAUGAUCCGAAAGCCUUUUCUACUUUAAGUGGAAACUCAUUUCAGGAGCGUUCUGUAAAUAUAUAAUAAUGAUAAUAAUAAAAAACUUUUUUUUUCAGUUUUAUUUUUCAGAAACAAUAAAUUGCUGAUGUAAUUGCAGUGUCUCCUUUUCCAACAGAAACCACAGUUGUCCAGAUGCAGAGAGAUGCUUUAGAUAAUCCAUUGAUUAUUAGUUUUAUUGGAAUUUUGUAAAUAUUUUUUUGCUUUCUUUAUUUAAGAAAUUAUUGCUUCUUUUGCAUCGGAAACUGGAAAGUUGAGGUAACGGAACAUUGCAAAUAAAGAACUUAUUAAAUUGCUGAGCAGA